CAACCUGCCCCUGCGCUGCAGGGUUAUAGGACCAGUGCAGCCAGUACCCGGUGCAGAGGCACUGACUGGUGCAGGAAGGGGAGGCCUCACUGUGGCUUGAGGGAGGGUUUCCCUUGUCCGGACGUGCUGGGGUCAUGGCGGCCGAGUUGCCCCCUUGACGCUGCUCUGACCUGGGUGGCGAGGAGAAAGGUUGACACUCUCCGGACGUCUCUCCGGCAGGUGGCCCACACAGCCAGGACGCUGGACGAUGCCUCCUUCCCUGAGGACACAGAGUCCGACCACGCGGGCAGGCGCAGGUGGAGCUACACCGACCUCUCCGACGACGAGGACCUGCUGGCGGACGAGGCCUCGGGAGACGGCAACGGUAGCGGGGAGAAUGGCAGUGGGACUCCCUUGCCGGGCGUGCUGCCCCACGCCACCGCGCAGCCCGAAGUCAUGGUCUUCCCCACAGUCUACUACCGUGCGCUGGUGAACUUCACCCGCAGCAUCGACUACAGCCCGGCGCUGGAUGAUGCCAACUCGAGCACCUUCCGGGAGGUCUCGGAGGCGGUGGUGGACACGCUGGAGUCCGAGUACUACAAGAUCUCCGGGGAGCAGGUGGUCAGCGUGGUGUUCAUCAAGGAGAUGGACGGCUACAUCUUCGUGGAGCUGGACGUGGGCUCAGAGGGCAACAUGGAUGACGAGGAGAUCCGCCAGGUGCUCUACUCGGUCAUCCAGGCCGGCUCCAUCGCCUCCUACGUCACCUCCACUGAGGGCUUCCAGUUUCGACGCCUCGGGGCAGUGAUGCCGCCGGCUGUGCGAGCCUGCACGAGCGAGGAGUUCACCUGCCGCAGCGGGGAGUGUGUGGACCGCGACUUCCUCUGCGACCGCCGCCCCGACUGCCGCGACAUGUCAGACGAGGAGGACUGCGAAUGGGAGCCCGUGACGCUGCCCCUGCCGAUCACCACCAUGGCCCGGCCCGUCACCACUCGGAUGCCAGCCACCACCGCCACCCCCACCACACCCACAGUCACCACGCGGCGGCCACUGACCCCCUUUCCUGGCCCCUUCCGCCCCACCGAUCCCUCGGGGCAGCACCCCCUGGAGCAACGCCCCUGCCGCCGGGACGAGGCCGUGUGCGCCAACAAGCAGUGCAUCCCCCACGACUACCUGUGCGAUGGCGAAGAGGAUUGCGCCGACGGGAGCGAUGAGCGGAGAUGCGGCACCCCCAGCCCGUGCGAGCCCAACGAGUUCAAGUGCCGGAACGGGUACUGCGCCCUCCAGCUGUGGCUGUGCGAUGGCGACAACGACUGCGGGGACGGCUCUGACGAGAUGGGCUGCCCCACCAAGGCCCCCGGUGACACCUGCGGCCCCAACCAGUUCACUUGCGUGUCCAACCGCACGUGCAUCCCUGCCAGCUACCACUGCGACGAGGAGGUCGACUGCCCCGAUCGCUCCGACGAGUUUGGCUGCACACCCCCCCAGGUGAUCACGCCCCCUGAGGAGUCCAUCCAGGCCUUCCCCGGCCAGACGGUGCGCUUCACCUGCGUGGCCAUCGGCGUCCCCACGCCCAUCAUCACCUGGAGGCUCAACUGGGGGCACAUCCCCGCUGGCAGGAGAGUGUCCAUCUCGAGCGAGAAGGGGCGCGGGACACUGAUCAUCCGGGAUGUGAAGGAGGCUGACCAGGGCGCCUACACCUGCGAGGCCAUCAACGCCCGCGGCAUGGUGUUCGGCAUCCCUGACGGCGUGCUCAGCCUCACGCCCCAGCGCGGCCCCUGCUCCGAGGGCCACUUCCACAUUGAGGGCACAUCCAAGUGCCUGCCCUGCUUCUGCUUCGGCAUCACCAAGGCGUGCCGGAGCACCGGCCGCCACCGCCACCAGAUCCGCCUCCGCUUCGACAGGCCCGAGGACUUCAAGGGUGUGAACGUGACGACCCCGGCGCUGCCCGGGAUGCUGCCCCUGUCCUCCACGCAGCUGCAGAUCGACCCCGCGCUGCAGGAGUUCCAGCUGGUCGACCUGUCCCGCCGGUUCCUAGUGCACGAAUCCUUCUGGGCGCUGCCUGCCCAGUUCCUGGGCAACAAGGUGGACUCCUAUGGUGGCUUCCUGACCUUCAAAGUGCGCUACGGGGUGGCACGCGGGCAGCCAGAGCCCGUGCAGAAACCCGACGUGAUCAUCGUGGGCAACGGGCAGAAGCUCAUCUACCGGGCGCGAGUGCCCACCCAGCCAUCCGCCAUCAACCAGCGCCGCGUGCAGUUCACGGAGGAGAACUGGGUGCAUGAGUCGGGGGCGCCGGUGAGCCGGGAAGAGCUGCUGGUCGUCCUGCAGCGCCUGGAGAGCGUGCUGCUGCAGACCGUCUACGACAACAGGAUGGCCAGCGUGGGGCUGAGUGACAUAGUCAUGGACACCACCACGACCGAGGUCACCAGCCUGGGCCCGGCGCGCGGUGUCGAGGAGUGCAGGUGCCCCACCGGCUACUUGGGCCUGUCCUGCGAGCGGUGCGAUGCCCAGUUCAAGCGGGUGGCCGAGGGCCCCUACCUGGGCACCUGCUCUGGCUGCAACUGCCACGGGCACUCCAGCUCCUGCGACCAGGUCUUCGGCUACUGCCUGAGCUGCCAGCACAACACGGAGGGGCCCCAAUGCAACAAGUGCAAACCUGGCUUCUUUGGAGAUGCCACCCGGGGCACAUCCACGGCCUGCCGGCCCUGCCCCUGCCCCUACACUGAGCCUGGACGCAGGUUCUCGGACUCGUGCUUCCUGGACACGGACGGGCAGGCCACCUGCGACGCCUGCGCCCCCGGCUACACGGGGCGGCGCUGCGAGAAGUGCGCGCCGGGCUAUGAAGGCAACCCCAUCCAGCCAGGCGGGAAGUGCACCAGAGUCGGCCAGGAGAUCGUGAAGUGCGAUGAGCGGGGCAGCAGCGACUCCUCCGGCGGCACCUGCCUCUGCAAGCCCAACGUGAGGGGCCGUCUCUGUAACGAGUGCGCGGCGGGGGCCUUCCACCUGAGCAACGCCAACCCCGACGGCUGCCUGAAGUGCUUCUGCAUGGGCGUCUCGCGGCAGUGCGCCAGCUCCUCCUGGAGCAGGGACCAGGUGCGAGCCGUGUACGAGGACAGCGAGCGGGCACCGCUCAGCCUCUCCAACCUGGCCACCACACGCACGGUCAGCGAGGGCCUGCGCUUCUCCGGCCCGUCCGAGCUGGCCUUCUCCGACUUCCACGCCCUGCCCCAUGACGUCUACUACUGGGUCCUGCCUGAGCGCUUCAAGGGAGACAAGGUGACCUCGUACGGUGGGGAGCUGCGCUACACGGUCACGCAUAGCGUCUUCCCGGGCUCCCAGCCGCUGCCCCGCCAGCCCGACGUGCUCUUGCAAGGCAACGGCAUCUUCCUGGAGCACUUCGCUGAGGCCAGCCCCGCGCCGGGCACCCCCACCACCAUCACCGUGCCCUUCCGCGAGCGAGCCUGGCAGCGGGCAGACGGGCAGGAUGCCACGAGAGAACACCUGCUGAUGGCACUGGCCGACAUCAACGUCUUCAUGAUCCGGGCAUCGUACACCGACCGGCCGUCGGACAGCAGGAUCUCCAACAUCCACAUGGAUGUGGCUGUACCCCACUCCACGGGCCUGGAGCAGGCGCUGGAGGUGGAGGAGUGCACCUGCCCCACUGGCUACCGGGGCCCAUCCUGCCAGGACUGCGACGUGGGCUACACGCGCACCACCAGUGGCCUCUACCUGGGUACCUGCGAGCCCUGCGACUGUAGCGGUCACUCGAGUGACUGCGACACUGAGACCGGGGACUGCCAGAGCUGCCAGCACAACACCGAGGGGCCCCGCUGCGAGCGCUGCCAGCCGGGCUACUACGGCGAUGCCCGUCGGGGGACGCCCAGAGACUGCCAGCCCUGCCCGUGCCACGGGCCCUAUUCUGCCAGCCAGGCCACGAAGGUCUGCUUCCUGGACACGGACGGGCAGCCCACGUGCACCACGUGCGCCGCCGGCUAUGUCGGGCGCCAGUGCGAGAGAUGUGCUCCUGGCUAUGUGGGGGACCCCAGCCGUGAACAGCCCUGCCGAGAGCCAGAUGACCGCAACGGCGACUGCCACUGCGACCCGCGGGGCAGCAUGAGUGGGCAGUGCGAUGCCAGAGGGCAGUGCCGGUGCAAGCCCAACGCGGAGGGACCCUCGUGCAGCAGCUGCCGGGCCGGCCACUUCCACCUGAGCGCCGAGAGCCACGAGGGCUGCCUGCCCUGCUUCUGCAUGGGCGUCACGCAGCAAUGCGCCAGCUCCUCCUCCUACAGAGACCUGGUCAGCACGCCCUUCGCCCCCGGGAACUUCCAGGGCUUCGCGCUGGUCAACCGCCAGCACAGCGCUCGCAUCUCCACCGGCUUCACGGUGGAGGCAUCCGGCGAGGGGGCCCGGCUCUCCUACGGGCGCUUCGGGGAGAUGGGCCAGGAGGCCUACUACUGGCAUCUGCCUGAGAUCUACCAGGGGGACAAGGUUGGCUCCUAUGGCGGACGGCUGCGCUACACCCUCUCCUACAGCUCCGGGGGCAGGGGCACCCCGCUGCCCGAUGCCGAUGUCCAGAUCACGGGCAACGACAUCACACUGGUGGCCUACCAGCCCGACCUGGCACCGCAGGACCAGAAGAGCUUUGAGAUCGUCUUCCGGGAGCAAUACUGGAAGCGGCCCGACGGGCAGCCGGCCACGCGGGAGCACCUCAUGAUGGUGCUGGCCGACCUGGACGAAAUCCUCAUCCGCGCCACCUACUCCACGGACAUGGUGUCGGCCAGCCUCUCCGGCGUCAGCAUGGAGACCGCCGUGCCCACCUACACCGCCCUGCCGCGGGCACCAGAGGUGGAGGAGUGCCGCUGCCCGCCGGGGUACCAGGGCCUCUCCUGCCAGGACUGUGCCCCCGGUUACACCCGGACGGGAGCCGGCCUAUACCUGGGGCACUGCGAGCUGUGCGAGUGCAACGGCCACUCCGACUCCUGCCACCCCGAGACCGGAGCCUGCUCGAGCUGCCUGCACAGCACGGCUGGGGAGUUCUGCGACCAGUGCGCCCCCGGCUUCUACGGCGACGCCACGGCCGGCACCCCCGAGGACUGCCAGCCCUGCGCCUGCCCGCUGCCCGACCCCGAGAACCAGUUCUCGCGGACGUGCGAGAGCCUGGGGGCCGGGGGCUACCGCUGCACGGCCUGUGAGCCCGGCUACACCGGCCAGUACUGCGAGCAGUGCGCGCCAGGCUACGUGGGGAACCCCAAUGUGCGCGGGCAGAAGUGCCUGCCUGUGGCCCGAGCCCCUCUCGUGGUCCGCGUCCACCCCACCAAGACCACGGUAGCACAAGGCAGCGAGGUGAUCCUGCGCUGCCAGGCCAGCGGGAACCCACCCUACAACUACCACUGGUCUCGUGAGGACGGGCAACCCCUUCCCAGCUCCACCCAGAGCAGGCGGCAAGGCGAGGAGCUCCACUUCCCCAGCAUCCAGCCCUCCGAGGCCGGCGUCUACCUCUGCACCUGCCGCAACUCGCAGCACAGCAACACCAGCCGGGCAGAGGUCGUUGUCACGGAGGCCCCGAGCAAACCCAUCACUGUGACCGUGGAGGAGAAGAGGGUCCAAAGGGUGAAGCCUGGAGCCGACGUCACCUUCAUCUGCACGGCCAAGAGCAAGUCCCCGGCCUACACGCUGGUGUGGACACGCCAGAACAACGGCAAGCUGCCCAGCCGUGCCAUGGACUUCAACGGCAUCCUCACCAUCCGCAACGUGCAGCCCGAGGACGCCGGCAUCUACGUCUGCACCGGCUCCAACAUGCUCGACAUGGAUGAGGGCACGGCCACCCUCUACGUGCAAGCCCCUUCUAAGACCCAGAUGUUUUUUGGACCCGUCGAAGUUGUGGAAGGCCACAGACCCUCCACGCAUGCCAGCGCGCCCACGGCCACCAUCGAGCCGGCACAGCUCACCGUGCAGCCGGGCCAGCCGGCCGAGUUUCGCUGCGUGGCGACCGGGAGCCCCCCGCCCACCCUGGAGUGGAUCGGCGGGCAGAACGGGGUCCUGUCCCCCCGAGCCGUGGUGCGGGGCGGGGUGCUGCGCUUCCUGGCCGUGGAGCCCUCCGACGAGUCGCACUAUCUGUGCCGCGUGCGCAACAGCGCCGGGCAGCACGUGGCCCGUGCCAUCCUCCAAGUGCACAGUGCCAGCGUCCCGCAGGUGCAGGUGAGCCCGGAGCGGACGGAGGUGCAGGAGGGCAGCACUGUGCGACUCUACUGCAGGGCUGCCGGCUCCCCCACCGCCACCAUCUCCUGGGAGAAGCAAGGGGGUAGCCUGCCACCCCGGUCACGCUCGGAGAGGACCGACAUCGCCACCCUGGUCAUCCCCUCCAUCACGGUCGCUGACGGCGGCGUGUACCUGUGUGUCGGGACCAGUGCGGCCGGCGUGGCCCGGGCCAGGAUCGAGGUGGUCGUACGAGCCUCAGCGGCUGUGCCCCCCCUCCGCAUCGAGGCAUCGGCAUCGCCGUCGUCCGUGGUCGUAGGACAGACCUUGGAUCUGGACUGCGUCGUGGCUGGGCACUCGCAAGGCACGGUCCUCUGGUACAAGCGGGGAGGCGCCCUCCCAGCCAGGCACCAGGUCUUCGGCUCCCGCCUGCACAUCCCCCAGAUCUCGGCGGCUGACUCGGGCGAAUACGUCUGCCGCGUCAGCAACGGCGCUGGGCCCAAGGAGGCCUCCGUCAUCGUCACGGUGCAAGGCGCUGGAGCCGUGCAGGGGGCUUCUUCCGUGAGCAUUGAGUCUUCGUCGCCUGCCGUGGUGGAGGGACAGACCCUGGACCUGAACUGCCUCGUGCCAGGCCAGUCGCACCCCAGCGUCACGUGGCACAGGCGCGGGGGCUCUCUGCCCGCCCGACACCAGGUCUCCGGCUCUCGCCUGCGGCUAGUCCAGGUCUCCGCGGGUGACUCGGGCGAGUACGUCUGCAGCCUCAGGACUGGGGACACCAUUCAAGAGGCCUCCAUCUUCGUCACCGUGGCCCGUGCCACUGACGUCUCCCACCCCUCGAGCAUCACACCCCCCAUUCGGAUCGAGUCUUCCUCAUCUCCCGUCACCGAAGGACAGACCUUGGACCUGAACUGUGUCGUUGCACAGCACUCGCAAGCCCCGGUCAAGUGGUACAAGCGCGGGGGCUCCCUCCCAGCCAAGCACCAGGUCUUCGGCUCCCGCCUGCUCAUCCCACGGGUCACCGAGGCCGACUCGGGCGAGUACGUCUGCCGCAGCAGCACCGGCACCCAGGUCCUGGAGGCCUCCGUCAUCGUCACUAUACAGGCCAUCACCAGCCCCUCUUCCCCAGGCAUCACGCACCCCAUCAGGAUCGAGUCUUCGUCCUCCCACGUCACCGAAGGACAGACCUUGGACCUGAACUGCGCUGUGGACGGCCAGUUGUCAGCCCAGGUCACGUGGUACAAGCGGGGGGGUCCCCUCCCAGCCAAGCACCAGAUCUCCGGCUCCCGCCUGCGGCUGGUGCAGGUCACGCCGGCCGACUCGGGCGAGUACGUGUGCCGCGUCAGCACCGGCAGCGCCACCAAGGAGACGUCCGUCCUCGUCACCAUCCAGCACAGCGGUGUCGUGUCCCACCCCUCGAGCAUCACGCCUCCCGUGAGGAUCGAGUCGUCGUCAUCCUCCGUGGCCGAAGGGCAGAGCUUGGACCUGAACUGCGUGGUGGCCGGGCAGUCCUCGGCCCAGGUCACGUGGUACAAGCGCGGGGACUCCCUGCCCACCAGGCACCAGAUCUCCGGCUCCCGCCUGCGGCUGGUGCAGGUCACGCCGGCCGACUCGGGCGAGUACGUGUGCCGCGUCAGCACCGGCAGCGCCACCAAGGAGACGUCCGUCCUCGUCACCAUCCAGCACAGCGGUGUUGUGUCCCACCCCUCCAGUGUCACCCCUCCCGUGAGGAUCGAGUCGUCGUCGUCCUCCGUGGCCGAAGGGCAGAGCUUGGACCUGAACUGCGUGGUGGCCGGGCAGUCCUCGGCCCAGGUCACGUGGUACAAGCGCGGGGACUCCCUGCCCGCCAGGCACCAGGUCUCCGGCUCCCGCCUGCGGCUGGUGCAGGUCACGCCGGCCGACUCGGGCGAGUACGUGUGCCGCGUCAGCACCGGCAGCGCCACCAAGGAGACGUCCGUCCUCGUCACCAUCCAGCACAGCGGUGCCGUGUCCCACCCCACAAGCAUCACGCCUCCCGUGAGGAUCGAGUCGUCGUCGUCCUCCGUGGCCGAAGGGCAGAGCUUGGACCUGAACUGCGUGGUGGCCGGGCAGUCCUCGGCCCAGGUCACGUGGUACAAGCGCGGGGACUCCCUGCCCGCCAGGCACCAGGUCUCCGGCUCCCGCCUGCGGCUGGUGCAGGUCACGCCGGCCGACUCGGGCGAGUACGUGUGCCGCGUCAGCACCGGCAGCGCCACCAAGGAGACGUCCGUCCUCGUCACCAUCCAGCACAGCGGUGCCGUGCCCCACUCUUCGGGUGUCACCCAGCCGGUGGUGAUCGAGUCUUCAUCGUCCUCCGUGGCCGAAGGACAGACUCUGGAGCUGAACUGCAUCGUGGCAGGGCCGUCGCCGGCCCAGGUUACGUGGUACAAGCGUGGGGGCUCCCUCCCGGCCAACCACCAGGUCUCGGGCUCCCGGCUGCGCCUCCCCCAGGUAUCCGCGGCCGACUCGGGCGAGUACGUGUGCCGCGUCGUCACCAGCGGCAUCCCGCACGAGAGCUCUCUCAUCGUCACCAUCGAGGGCAGUGCCGGCUCCUAUUCUGUGGGCGUCACGCCGCCAGCGAGGAUCGAGACCUCUUCGUCCUCCGUCAUCGAGGGACAGACCCUGGACCUGAACUGCAUGGUGGCCGGCCACUCGCACCCCAGAGUCUCAUGGCACAAGCGCGGGGGCUCCCUGCCAGCUAGCCACCAGGUGCUGGGCUCCCGGCUGCGCCUUCUGCAGGUCUCGCCGGCCGACUCGGGGGAGUACGUGUGCCGCGUCCUCAACGGUGCCGGCUCCCUGGAGGCCUCUGUCAUCGUCACCGUCCCCAGCAGCGCUGGCUCCUACUACUCCUCCAGCACCACUCACCCCAUCCGCAUCGAGUCCUCGUCAUCCUCCCUCGCUGAGGGGCAGACCUUGGACCUCAACUGCGUGGUGGCCGGGCAGCCCCAGAUCACGUGGCACAAGCGCGGGGGCUCCCUCCCGGACAACCACCAGGUCUCCGGCUCCCACCUGCGCAUCCCCCAGGUCUCCUCGGCCGAUUCGGGCGAGUACGUGUGCCGCGCCAGUGCUGGCGGAGUCACGCGGGAGGCCGCUCUCAUUGUCACCAUCGAGGACGACGCCAGCCCUUCCCGCCCCUCAGGCUUCGCGCCGCCCGUCCGGGUUGAGGCUUCGUCAUCCUCCGUUGUCGAAGGACAGACCGUGGACCUGAGCUGCGUGGUGGCCAGCCAGUCCCAGCCCCACGUCACGUGGUACAAGCGCGAUGGCUCCCUCCCGGCAAAACACCAGGUCUCCGGCUCCCGGCUGCGGCUGGCCCAGGUCUCCGUGGCCGACUCGGGCGAAUACGUCUGCCGGGUCAGCAGCGGUCCCGCUUCCCAGGAGGCCUCCAUCACCAUCACCGUCUCCUCUGGUGAUGGCUCCGGCUACCGCCUGCAGAGCCCCAUCAUCUCCAUCGACCCGCACAGCACCACCGUGCGCCAGGGCGAGGAUGCAUCCUUCAAGUGCCGCAUCCAUAACGGCGCGCGGCCCAUCAACAUCACCUGGAGGAUGGCCCCCGGCCUGCAGCUGCAAGACAACGUGAAGAUCAGCCCCAACGGCUCGGUGAUCACCAUCUCCCAGGCUCGCGCCAGCAACCAGGGCACCUAUCACUGCGUGGCCUCCAACCGCUUUGGGAUAGCCAGCAGCGUGGUCAACCUCAUGGUGCAAGAGUCCCCCACGGUUUCCGUGAUGCCCGAGGGCCCCGUGACGGUGAAGGUGGGCAAGUCCCUCAGCCUGGAGUGCCUCGGCCGGGGCGACCCCCGCCCCCUGGUCCGCUGGAGCCGGCUGGGCGUGCGGCAGAAGAUCGAGCACCAGAUGCUGCUGCCCCUGGAGAGCCAAGCCGUGCUGCAGAUCUCACCUGUGAAGCCUGAGGACGCCGGCACAUACGUGUGCGUGGCCCAGAACCCCGUGGGCUCUGCCCAGGUGCAGGUGGAGGUGACCGUGCAAGCUGCCCACAGGACCCCGGGUGCCCCUGAGGUCACGGUGGAGCCCACGCUGACGGUGGUGGCCGGAGAGACAGCCACGCUGCACUGCUCUGCCACGGGUGACCCAGCCCCCAGCAUCCAUUGGUCCAAGCUGCGGGCACCGCUGCCCUGGCAGCACAAAGUGAUGAACAACACCCUGGUCAUCCCACGAGCGGCGCAGCAGGACUCCGGGCAGUACAUCUGCAACGCCAGCAACGCGGCCGGCUUCUCCGAGGCCUUCGUCACGCUGGACGUGGAAAUGCCGCCCUACGCCACCAGCCUGCCCGACGAGAGUUCGGUGCGAGCGGGCGAGACGGUGCAGCUGAAGUGCCUGGCCCACGGCACGCCACCCCUGCGCUACCAGUGGGGCAAAGUCAACGGCCUCCUCUCUGACCGCGCCACGCUGCGGGACAGCAUCCUGCGCAUCAGCCCGGCCCAGGCCGAGGACACGGGCACCUACCGCUGCGUCGUCAGCAACAGGGUGGGCUCCGCAGAGACCAUCGCCAGGGUCAGCGUCCAGGGAGGUGCUGCCCCACCAGUAUCCAGGGGCCCCCCAUCCGUGCACGUGACCCCACGCGUGGACACGAAGGGCGUGGGGGGCACGGCCGAGUUCACCUGCACCAUCACUGGGGACCCGCAGGCGCAGAUCGAGUGGUUCAAGGAGGACGGGGAGCUGCCGGCCAGCCACAGCGUGACGAACGGGGUGCUACGGAUCCCGAAUUUGGACCGCAGUUGCCAGGGUGUGUACACCUGCCGGGCCACCAGCCCCUCCGGGGAGGCCCAACACAGUGCCAAGCUGGUGAUCCAGGCGCUGCCCAAGGUGAUGAUCAACAUCCGCACCUUGGUGCAGACGGUGCUGAUGGGCAGCGCGGUGGAGUUCGAGUGCCUGGCCAUUGGGGACCCCAAGCCACACGUCACCUGGAGCAAGGUGGGCGGCCGCCUGCGCCCCGACAUCGCCGUCAGUGGCGGGACGGUGAAGAUCGAGCGGGUGGAGCAGUCGGACGCAGGGCAGUACCGCUGCACUGCCACCAACGACGUGGGCACCGUGCAGUCUCACGUCAUCCUCCACGUCCAGUCUGUCCCCCAGAUUGCCGCCCAGCCGGAGAUGAAGGAGGUGGCCGUGGGGUCCACAGUCGUGUUCCCCUGCCUGGCUACUGGCUUCCCCAUCCCAGAUAUCAAGUGGACCAAGCUGCAGGGAGACCUCCCCAAAGGCGUCCGGCUGGAGAGCAAUAUCUUGACCAUCCCCUCCGUCAAGCCGGAAGACGCGGGGGUCUACAUCUGCUCGGCCUCCAACCGGCAGGGGAAGGUGACGGCCAUCUCCAUGCUCAAGGUCCAAGAGCGGGUGGUGCCCUACUUCACGCAGAGCCCCCAGUCCUACCUGCCCCUGCCCACCAUCAAGGACGCCUACAAGAAGUUUGAGAUCCAAAUCACCUUCCGGCCGGACAUCGCCGAUGGGAUGCUGCUGUACAAUGGGCAGAAGAAGAGCACCGGUGCCGACUUCGUGUCCUUCGGCCUGGUGGGCGGCCGGCCAGAAUUCAGGUUCGAUGCCGGCUCGGGCAUGGCCACGAUCCGGCACCCGACGCCGAUCCGGCUGGGGGAGUUCCACACGGUGCGGCUGUACCGCAACCUCACCCAGGGCUCCCUCGUGCUGGACGACCACCCACCCGUCAACGGCACCUCGCAGGGCAAGUUCCAGGGGCUGGAUCUGAACGAGGAGCUGUACCUGGGCGGGUAUCCCAGCUACGCCGCCAUCGCCAAGACCGGCCUCAGCAGCGGUUUCAUCGGCUGCGUGCGCCAGCUGCUGAUCCAGGGCGAAGAGGUGAUCUUCAAGGACCUGGACCUGCCAGCUCACGGUGUCGCCAGCUGCCCCACCUGCAAGGACCAGCCAUGCCAGAACGGCGGUGUCUGCAGGGACUCGGAGAGCAGCAGCUACGUCUGCCACUGCCCGCAGGGCUUCACUGGCAGCAACUGCGAGCACUCGCAGGCCCUGCACUGCCACCCAGAGGCCUGCGGACCGGACGCCACCUGCAUUAACCGAGCGGAUGGGCAGGGCUACACCUGCCGCUGCCACCUGGGCAAGACAGGCGAGAAGUGCAUGGAAGGGGUCAUGGUGACCACCCCCUUCUUCAACGGGCGCGACGCCUUCAUCUCGUACCCGCCCCUCACCAACAUCCACUACGAGCUGCGGGUGGAUGCCGAGUUCAAGCCACUGUCGCCCGACGGCCUCAUCUUCUUCAGCGCGGGCAAGGGCGGCCCCGUGGAAGACUUCGUCUCGCUUGCCAUGGCUGCCGGGCACCUGCAGUUUCUCUACGAGCUGGGCUCAGGCAUGGCCGUGCUGCAGAGCACGGAGCCCCUCGCCCUGGGCCGCUGGCACCGGGUCUCGGCAGAGCGCAGCAGUAAGGACGGCACCCUCGUGGUGGACAGCGGCCGGCCGGUGAAGCGGUCAUCACCGGGCAAGAGCCAAGGCCUCAACCUGCGCACGCCCAUGUUCCUGGGUGGGGUGGACCCGUCUGUGGUGCUGCCUGUGGCCGCCAAUGUCAGCGCCCACUUCCACGGCUGCGUGGGCGAGGUGUCCAUCAACGGGAAGAGGGUGGACAUCUCGUACAGCUUCCAGGAGAGCCGGAGCGUGGCGCAGUGCUACGACAGCUCGCCCUGCGACCGCCGGCCCUGUCUGCACGGUGCCAAGUGCCUGCCCACCGGCGAGUACGAGUUCCAGUGCCUGUGCCAGGACGGCUUUCACGGUGACCGCUGCGAGCUGGCCGACGACCCGUGCCUGCUGGGCAACCCCUGCCUGAACGGUGGGACGUGCAAGGCAAGCCGGUGCCUAUGCCCAGCUGGCUUCGUGGGGACGUACUGCGAGCAGAGCCUGGCGCUGCAGAAGCUGGACCGGGAGUGGCUCCCCGAGGGCAGUGGGGGCAACGAUGCCCCGGGCCAAUAUGGAGCCUAUUUCUAUGAUGGCGGCUACCUUGCGCUUCCCAGACACCUGUUCCCCAGGAGCCGCCCCGAGGCACCGGAGACCAUCGAGCUGGAAGUGCGCACCACCUCUCCCAAUGGCGUGGUCCUCUGGCAGGGUGUGGUAGCCGGGGAGCCUGCUUUCGACCUGCAUGCUACUAAUGAGGAGGAAGGGGAGAGCGGCAAAGCCAAGGACUUCAUCAGCCUCGGCCUCAAAAACGGGCACCUGGUGUUCAGCUACCAGCUGGGUAGCGGUGAGGCCAACAUCAUCUCUGAUGACCCCAUCAAUGAUGGCGAGUGGCACAAAGUGACGGCUGUGCGGGAAGGGCGGCAGGGCUUGCUGCAGGUGGACGGAGAGGAGCCGGUGGGCGGAGAGUCGCCCGGCAACAACAUCAUGGUGAACACCAAGGGCAACGUAUACAUCGGAGGUGCUCCGGCCGUGCAGACUCUCACCAUGGGCAAGUUCACCUCGGGCAUCACGGGCUGCAUCAAGAACCUGGUGCUGAUGAACGAGAGGCCGGGCCAGCAGCCGCCGCAGCCCAUCGACUUGCAGCACCACGUGGAGGCCGGCACCAACACCCGGGAGUGCCCCUCGUAGGCCCGGCCUGCCACUCCCCGGGCCACGGCCCCCCACAGACGUCUGUUCUUGUUAUUUUGAUGCUGAUGAAUUUUUUUUGUAAAGAAACAAAGAGGAAAAUGGUGCUUUGCUGCUACCAAAAAAAAAAAAAAACCAAAUCCCCAGCAGGGGAGGGGGCCGCGUUCGUCACCGCCGCCCUCGAGCGCCCGGUGUCCCAGACGCACUGGGCCCCGCAGAGCCUCCGGCCACCGACUUGGCCACGGCUGGGCCCCAUGGAUGGAGAAGCCUCCCCCUGCCCCCUCUUGCUCUGUGGCACGCAGGAGGGAGCGGGGCCAGCUGGCUUUGCUGCAUGCCGUCACCGGGCUGCCACAGGAGUGUGACGGGACCCCCUGAACUGUCCAGUGUCAGGAGACGAAGGCCAAAUCCUGGCAACUUGGACAGCUCCACGUCAACCUGGGGCAGGGGCAGCAGGCAGGAAAGGAGGCUUCUGCAGCGCACCCCUCCCGGGGGCACAGGCGCUGGGCAGAGACAUCCGACAUCCCUCGGCCCCACUCCGGCCAGCGCAGCCCAAAGACACGCCAGGCUCAGGGCACUGCACACUCACCUUCGUGCCUUCCUCGAUCCAGGACAAUCCCCACCACUCCUCCCCGGGGCCUCCUCUGGCUCCGGCCGCCUCCAGACCUCCCCUUCGCUCGGAAGCGUGUGGCGCGGGCUCAGCCUCCCAGCACAGCCCGGGCCCGGGAACCUCAUGCCCCCGGAAGGCUCCUUCGUGCCUCCAAGUGACUUGCAAUGAUGAGACAUGGCCCAGCCGACGAAGCAGUGGGGAGACCCUGGCCCCUGGGCAGAAGAGAUGUGAUGCGGGGGGACCUGGAGACCAGACGCCAGCAACACAGCCUCAGCUUUGGGGUGCGCCAAGGGGCCGGGAAGGUGCUGGCCUCCCGCCCGUGUGAGCCGAGCCGUGCCUGGCACAAACGGCCCCGCGGGGAUUGGGGGCUGGGGGCCCGCUCUGCUCAGGUCGCGCCCGGCCAUGCUGUCUCGUUGGCUUCCUAUUAAACGACAAGUAACAACCGA
This is a messenger RNA of Gavialis gangeticus (Gharial), 14784 nucleotides long. RefSeq names its product heparan sulfate proteoglycan 2 (gene HSPG2). The annotation marks the transcript as partial. Gene Ontology annotation, molecular function: calcium ion binding; protein binding. The transcript is spliced from 100 exons. The record is from RefSeq and is a predicted model, not a curated record. NCBI's taxonomy places the organism in Eukaryota, Metazoa, Chordata, Crocodylia, Gavialidae.